Molecule: messenger RNA, 1371 nt
Organism: Colletotrichum truncatum
Lineage: Eukaryota; Fungi; Ascomycota; Sordariomycetes; Glomerellales; Glomerellaceae
Product: Alkaline protease 1-like protein 4
Biological process (GO): proteolysis
Molecular function (GO): serine-type endopeptidase activity
Source: RefSeq, a predicted model, not a curated record
AUGGUUAGACUCACAGCCUGGGCCACGGUGCUAAGUGCACUUAUUCCCGCUCUCACGGCUUUGCCCCUCGAGGGAAGCAGAGAUGAUUCUGCCACCUACAUUGUAUCCUUCAAGCGCGGCCUCAACGAGAGCGACAUUGACUCGCAUUUCGAUUUCGCCAACGACGUCCACCAUCAGUCCUUGGCUCGCCGGAGUUUCACGCCGGGACUGGCGGGCAAGACGGGCAUCGUUCGCAGGCACGAAAUCGACGAACACCGCAGCUACACCGCAGUCUUUGACAAGGAGACCCGCGAUGCCAUCGCCUCGCAUCCGGCGGUGGCGCUGGUCGAGCGCGACGAGGAAAUCGGCAUCGACAUCCUCAACCCGGUCGACACGGAGGAUGUGGACUACGAGUCCCGCUCCGGCAGCGGGGGACUAACGGAGCUUGCCGACGGCAGCCUCCUGCAGGCCGACGCGCCGUGGGGCCUGGUCAGCGUCUCGUUCGAUCACGACAAGAGCGUGCCGCAGCUGGGGUCCGUCUACCGCUUCCCCAAGGACGGGCAGGGCGAUGGCGUCUACGUCUACGUGGUCGACACGGGCGUCCGGACGUCGCACGUCGAGUUUGAGGGCCGCGCGAAGCACGGCGCCAACUUCGUCGAGGGCGAGGACAACGCCGACAACAUGGGCCACGGCACGCACGUCGCGGGCACGGUGGGCGGCAAGACGUUCGGCGUCGCCAAGAAGGCCAACAUCAUCGCCGUCAAGGCCCUCGACAAGAACGGCAAGGGCAACGUCUCGGGCCUCGUCGCCGCCUUCAACUGGGUCGCCGCCGACGCCAAGAAGAACAAGCGCCAGAGGAGGUCCAUCAUCAACUACAGCGUCGGCGGCAAGGGCGCCUCUAGCAAGGCCUUCCGCGACGCCGUCCUCGCCGUCCAGAAGAUCGGCAUCCCCGUCUUCGCCGCCGCCGGCAACGACGGCGCCGACGUCAAGAACACGUGGCCCGCCAACAUGAAGGAGGUCUUCACCGUCGCCUCCACAAACUCCCUGCUCAAGCGCGCCUCGACGAGCAACUACGGCGCCACCGUCGACAUCUGGGGCCCCGGCGAGGACAUCAGGUCCUGCGGCCACAAGUCCGACAAGGCCACCGUCGAGAUGUCCGGCACCUCCAUGGCCACCCCGCACGUCGCCGGCCUCGCCGCCAGCUUCAAGAGCCUCUGGGGCUCCGACGUCGACCACGUCGAGGUCCUCUACCAGUCCAUGCGCAACUACGCCGCCGUCGACAAGGUCAAGGACGCCAAGGGCAGCGUCAACCUCUUCAUCGCCAACGGCCUCCUCACAAAGGGCAAGGACCUCCCCACCUACGAUCCCCGCCCUCGCCCCCCGAUGAUGUAA